AUGUACAACCUUCUCCUAUUAUCACUUUUCGCCCCUCUUCUCCUUGGCCAAACCUUCUCUCCCCCAGGUUGGGUAUCAAGCGCGAACCUCAACGGCAAACUCUACUGCGCCCGCGCCAGCGACCGCGCCACCUCCCAGAUAGUAGCCUCCCCAGUGCCCAGCAAUACUAUCUGGCAAAUCACUUCUCUGUGCGAAACUACGAAUGGUGGCUUGGUGAAUCCGGAUGAUUGCCAUUUCUCAAUCUUGAAUACUGCCGCCGCUUUUGGACUUUCUGUUCUGUACUGGCAACAAGCCUCAUACUGGGGCGGCGUCAAUGGUGCUAAUCGUCGCUCAACCUCCACAUCCACGGACGCCAUCCUCUCUCGCAUCCCGGCCCAUAUCCCGAUCUCCAAUGUCAAACUCAACAAGUCGCCCAUGCCAGUACGUCGGGCAAAACGUAACGCAGAAGAGUUCAAUGUAUUUUACAACGGUUCCUUACCAUUAACAUUUAUCAUCCACCAUCAACUAAACUCUACCCGUCGCUCAUCUGCUCCGAAAGAAAUCCCCCUCUUCGCUGCUACUGAUGGUCAGAAUAUGUACCUAACCCACAUCACGCCUUUCAACAGCACUCCCGCAGCCUCUUCUUUGGCUAAAAGAUCUGGCUUUGACGGCUUCAACUACGUCGGCACCGGCGGGCUCAAACUGCAAACUAUGUCCGACCCCGUCUCACAAUGGACCGAUGUCUGGAACUGGAUGAACACGCCUACCGAAGCGGGUAAUCAGACCCCGUACGAUGUGGUGCUGGACCAGGCGCAGACGGCGGGGUGGUUGGGGCAUUCGUUUUUGACGUUCGUACACGAUAGUCAGACUGGAAAGGGGGAUAAUGGACAGUGGGCUAUGGAGGGGGAGGUUGGGAGCUUCGGCACGGACUGGGAUCCGAAUUGGAAUUGGUGUUUUGGGGUUUAUCCGCAGAACUGCUAG
Mollisia scopiformis is the source of this 960-nucleotide messenger RNA. RefSeq lists its product as uncharacterized. The transcript has 4 exons. NCBI's taxonomy places the organism in Eukaryota, Fungi, Ascomycota, Leotiomycetes, Helotiales, Mollisiaceae. The record is from RefSeq and is a predicted model, not a curated record. Bases 1 to 960 code for a protein of 319 amino acids.